Molecule: messenger RNA, 13207 nt
Organism: Nilaparvata lugens (brown planthopper)
Lineage: Eukaryota; Metazoa; Arthropoda; Insecta; Hemiptera; Delphacidae
Gene: PMCA
Product: plasma membrane calcium-transporting ATPase 2
Exons: 24
Coding region: 355-3978 (1207 amino acids)
Biological process (GO): regulation of cytosolic calcium ion concentration; calcium ion transmembrane transport
Cellular component (GO): intracellular membrane-bounded organelle; membrane
Molecular function (GO): ATP binding; ATP hydrolysis activity; P-type calcium transporter activity
Source: RefSeq, a predicted model, not a curated record
CGAGAGACGGCAGUCUUCGUCAGUCCGUCCGCAAUCGCGAUCACAGUGGUGUGCACUGACCGGGUGCCACUCCAUCUCCCAUCAGCUCUCAGCUAUGUCGUGUGUCUGUGACUCGUGUCAAUCGUGUUGUGAAUCCGUGUCGUGCCAGUGACCACUACAUUUAUUGCAUUCUGACCAUCAUCCAGAAUCGAGAAGUAGGCUGCUUCAAAAUCGGACGAUGCAUAUUUCUUAACAAUGACUGCAUAAAGUAGGCCAAUAGGUCUAGCCCAAAGCAGGGUUGAUUACAACUCGUCUCCAUGACCCGAGGAUAAGACCCCAUUUUCUUGGUCCAGUCUUUUGAAAACGUGAGAAAGAAUGGCAUCAAUAGAUGGACGGCCUGCCAAGUAUGGGAUCUCCCUCAAACAGCUGCGGGAGCUCAUGGAGCACCGCGGCCGUGAGGGAAUUGCCAAAGUCACCGAACACGGUGGCGUGCAAGAAAUUUGUAAAAAGCUUUACACAUCCCCCAGCGAAGGAUUAUGUGGCUCCCAAGCAGACAUGGAGCACAGAAGAGAAACAUUUGGUUCGAAUACAAUUCCACCUAAACCUCCUAAAACGUUUAUGCAGUUAGUAUGGGAAGCUCUUCAAGAUGUUACACUAAUAAUUUUGGAAAUCGCUGCCCUAGUAUCUUUAGGUCUUUCAUUCUAUCAACCCGCGGAUGAGGAAGGAUCAUUUGUGGUAGAUGAAGAUGAAUCGAAACACGGAUGGAUCGAGGGUCUAGCUAUCUUAAUAUCUGUGAUUGUUGUUGUCAUAGUGACAGCAUUCAACGACUACACUAAGGAACGACAAUUUCGUGGUCUUCAAAGCCGAAUCGAAGGAGAACAUAAAUUUUCUGUCAUCAGGCAAGCGGAAGUGAAGCAAAUAUCAGUGGGUGAUAUUGUGGUCGGCGAUAUUUGUCAGAUCAAGUACGGUGAUCUAUUACCAGCUGACGGUAUUCUAAUACAAAGCAAUGAUUUGAAAAUAGAUGAAUCCUCGUUGACUGGAGAAUCUGAUCAUGUCAAAAAAGGAGAAAGUUUUGACCCUAUGGUGUUGUCAGGUACACAUGUUAUGGAAGGAAGCGGGAAGAUGCUUGUCACGGCCGUCGGAGUCAAUUCACAGGCAGGAAUCAUCUUCACACUGCUGGGAGCAGCCGUCGAUGAGCACGAAGCUGAAAUAAAACAGAAGAGGAAAGAAGCUAAAAAGCAGCGCAAGAAGAACAGUUCUACAGGGGCAGGAGCUCAAGCGGCAGCUGCUAGCACGGAAAACCAUGCGACAAUUUCGGCGACUGACGGAGCGGCUGCAGCUGAAGCAGCGGCUGAAACCGGAGCAUCCGGUGGAGAAGGAGGAGGAGGAAGUGGAGGAGGAGGCGACGACCAUAAAAAGGAGAAAUCUGUACUUCAAGCCAAGUUGACGAAACUCGCUAUUCAAAUUGGUUAUGCAGGAUCAACAAUCGCCGUUCUCACUGUUGUUAUUUUGGUUAUUCAAUUUUGUGUAAGGACAUUCGUUAUAGACCAGAAGCCAUGGUCGAAUAGGUACGCCAAUGAAUUCGUUCGCCAUUUAAUCAUUGGUGUGACCGUACUCGUAGUUGCUGUUCCAGAAGGCUUGCCACUUGCCGUCACGUUAUCUCUUGCCUAUUCUGUAAAAAAAAUGAUGAAAGACAACAACCUUGUAAGACAUCUUGAUGCUUGCGAAACGAUGGGAAACGCCACUGCCAUUUGUUCCGACAAAACUGGAACAUUGACCACUAAUAGGAUGACUGUUGUGCAGUCGUAUAUUUGUGAAGUACUUUGCAAAACUACUCCAAGGUUUGCUAACAUUCCUCCGAAUGUUGGUAACCUGCUUAUCCAGGCUAUCUCUAUUAAUUCCGCUUAUACGUCACGUGUUAUGGCUCCAGAAGAAGCAUCCGAGCUUCCAAAGCAAGUAGGUAAUAAGACAGAGUGCGCGCUGCUUGGGUUUGUACAAGGCCUAGGAAAGAACUACCAGACAAUCCGAGAUGAUAUGCCCGAAGAAAUGUUCACUCGCGUCUACACGUUCAACUCCGUGCGAAAAUCGAUGAGUACCGUGGUUCCUCGACAGGGUGGCGGAUACCGACUAUUUACCAAGGGUGCCUCAGAAAUUGUUCUAAAGAAAUGUGCGUUCAUUUACGGUCGUGAUGGACAUUUGGAGAAGUUCACAAGAGAGAUGCAAGAUCGAUUAGUACGAAACGUUAUCGAACCGAUGGCCUGUGAUGGACUGCGAACAAUAUCGAUCGCUUAUCGAGACUUUGUUCCCGGCAAGGCUGAGAUCAACCAAGUGCACAUCGAUGCUGAACCCAACUGGGAUGAUGAAGAGUACAUUGUCAACAAUCUUACUGGAAUUUGCGUUGUAGGAAUUGAGGAUCCCGUCAGGCCCGAGGUACCUGACGCCAUCAGGAAGUGUCAACGAGCUGGUAUUACGGUUAGAAUGGUAACAGGUGAUAAUAUCAACACUGCCAGAUCUAUUGCUUCGAAAUGUGGAAUCCUUCGACCGGGAGAUGAUUAUCUGAUUCUUGAAGGGAAAGAGUUCAAUCGCCGAAUUAGGGAUGCUAAUGGAGAGGUUCAACAACAUCUACUGGACAAGGUUUGGCCGAAACUGCGCGUACUGGCUCGUUCAUCACCCACGGACAAGUACACUCUCGUCAAAGGUAUUAUCGACAGUAAAGUGAGCGAAAGCAGGGAAGUUGUAGCUGUGACUGGUGAUGGAACAAACGACGGCCCUGCUCUCAAGAAGGCUGAUGUAGGAUUUGCCAUGGGUAUCGCUGGAACAGAUGUAGCUAAGGAAGCGUCAGACAUUAUUCUAACGGACGAUAACUUUAGCAGUAUAGUGAAAGCUGUGAUGUGGGGAAGAAACGUGUACGACAGUAUUGCCAAGUUUCUCCAGUUCCAAUUGACUGUCAAUGUUGUUGCUGUGAUUGUUGCUUUCAUUGGUGCUUGUGCGGUGCAGGACAGUCCCUUGAAGGCCGUUCAAAUGUUAUGGGUAAAUCUUAUUAUGGAUACGCUGGCUUCACUUGCAUUGGCUACUGAAAUGCCUACUCCUGACUUACUGUUGAGAAAGCCAUACGGUCGCACAAAACCUCUAAUCUCCAGGACAAUGAUGAAAAAUAUUUUAGGACAGGCUAUUUAUCAAUUAGGAGUUGUGUUCACUCUUCUUUUUGUUGGUGACCGACUGCUCGACAUACCCACAGGUCGAGGAAACACCUCGUUUGAGCCGACUGAACAUUUUACCAUUAUUUUCAAUACUUUUGUUAUGAUGACAUUGUUCAAUGAAAUAAACGCGAGAAAAAUCCAUGGCCAGAGAAAUGUGUUUGAAGGAUUCUUCACCAACCCGAUCUUCUAUACCAUUUGGAUUGGAACUGCUCUGUCACAGGUUGUGAUUGUGGAGAUGGGACGAGAAGCGUUUUCGACCAAAGGACUUUCAUUGGAGCAGUGGCUAUGGUGCUUAUUCUUUGGUAUUGGAACCCUGCUCUGGGGUCAAAUUGUCACUACUGUUCCUACUAGAAAAAUACCGAAAAUUUUAUCAUGGGGAAGAGGUCACCCAGAAGAGUACACAGAGGCUAUUAAUCUUGGAGAGGAAAAGUUUGAUCCUGAGAAUGCUGAUAAGAAACCUCGAGCUGGUCAAAUUCUAUGGAUUCGUGGAUUAACUCGCCUACAAACCCAGCUGCGAGUUAUCAGAGCUUUCAAGUCGACCCUGGAGGACUUGGAGGAACGCCGCUCCAUCCAUAGCUUGCACAGUUUGCACAGUUUGCGCAGCUCCCGGAGUCGACCCCUGUCCGACAUCACUUAUAUAGACGAGGACCCCAUCAAAACACCAUCUGCCAAUGCCAAUGCCAAUAAUACCUCGUUAGCACCUCCCAAGAUGGUCUCAGCCGCCGAUGAUCCCCACCGUCCCACCACUCCCAAACACUUGCCUGAUCUCACUAAAAUCGCUCAUGAAACGAGCAUCUAAACCCUUAACCCCUGCUCAACCCUCCUCCUUUCCUCUCCUUCCCUCGCUCGUGUGUGUGUGUGUGUCUCUCUCUACAUUGACUCAUGCUUUUCUCUAAAGCUCCCCUCAGGUGUCAAAUGGUACCACAUACAGGGAUUUUACUUAAUGUUGAAUCACCGAAGGUAACUGUGACAACUGAACCUGUUUAAUUAUUAUCUAUUACUAUUACUCUUUAUGUAAUAUCAAUAAUGUACUUACACGUGAUUAUAAUAUACACUGCAUGACAAAUUUAUCUUAUCGAAUGAUAUUCAAUUUUUCUGUUUGUUUAAGCCCGUCGAUUUUUCUUUAUAAUAUAUAUAAAUAUAGGCUACUGAUGUACUUUUGUAAAUACUAUUUUCAUACUACUGUUGUUGUUUGUUGUUGUUGAUGUUGUUGUUGAAACAAGUUGAACAUUGUUGAUUUUAAAAUCGAUUACUAAUUUCCUAGUAUUCAAUAAUAGUAGUACUUUUCUCCAUCAAUUGCUUUCCCAGAAGUGAGAAUUGCAUUUUCAAAUUCAAUAUUCAUCACUCGAUAAAACUUCAAUUCAUACGUUUUUCAUAUCGAUGUUUGACAAGUAAACGAUCUUCUCCUAUGUAGAUUUAUGUAAAGCUUGCUUCAAAAAAACUUUCACAGUGCAUUUCAGUUGAAUAAAUUAUAAUACUUUUCUAGUAGACUCUCACUCAAUCUUUGUUGGAUGAGAAUAUGAAUAAUUCAAUAUCUUUCUAUCACAAGUCGAAAUAAUCGAUUGUGGUUGUAUAUAAACAUCUUGUACGAAUAAGGAUAGCCAUUAUCUCAUCUUAUUCAACACACUUCAACUUAUAUAGUGGGCUAGUAGUUCUGCUCAAAAACAACUUAACAUUUAUUGUUAGUAAUUCCCUUCAAUUUAAUUGAUUAAGCUAGAAUAUUUAUGCUUUCUGUAACCUGUUUUAUCUUUUGAGCAGAUCUACUUGCUCAAAUUAAGUCAACAGUGGUACAUAGAGGACUAUCAUUCCAAGGCUGUUGAAACUUAGUACUUCAAUUUGAUGGAUCAGCCAAAAAUUAAAAAAUAUUUUUUAAUUUGCUAUCGCUUGAAAAAUUAGAAUGUCACAAUUAUGAGAGUGAAAUUUCGCAAUUCAUAAAGCGAAUAAUUGUUUUUUUAAACCUUUUUUUCGAGUCGCAUCAAAUUGAAUGAGCUGGUAGGUUGCAAGGAACUAUUGUUGAGUGUUAUUAUAAUUUUAUGAUUGUUCUAGUUUGGAAACUUUCAGACUUCUAUUACUGGGAUAUAUUUGUUGGAAUAUUAGAUUCUCAGAGGAAACUCGUCACUCAAGGUUGUCUGAGGAGAGCAUGUAAGUAUUUGUGCUCCUAAAUAAUAGAAUAAAAUAAUUCUAUCGAGGUGUUGAUUUCAUGAAAGUUAGGAUUCAUUGAAUUACUUUCAAAGUGAUUAAUAUUCUUAUAAAAUAAUUUAUGAAAAAUGAUACUUUGUUUACACUUGGCAACAGCCUCGUGAUAAUGGUAAUCGUCUGUGUACCACGUUGUGCAUGUAAAUAUAAAAUAUUUUUUCUAAUGCUAUUCCUAUUUUUGUUGUUCAUAAAUAUUUAUUACUGAUAUAAAAGCUAGUUUAAGGCACACCCUAAAAUUCUCUAUCUUUCUGGCAUCAAAUGCUUAUGUCGAUAUUUUUAAACAUGUGCUGUGUGUUGUUUUAAUCAGUACACCUAAGUGCUCUGCUAUACUCGUAAAUUAUUUCAGCCUAAAUGAGGAAACUGUUGCAUCGAAAAUCUAAGAUUAACAUUUUGAAUAAUGAACUGUUUUUUAAAUUGAAUAGGACAAACGGAAAAAUCGUAUUUCUGUUCAUUGAAACUAGCUAUUGGUUAACGCAAGUCAGUAUGAGUCUUCCAAUCAAUAUUUAAUUUCAGAUAAACCCUGCUCAGUCAUAUUCUUCAUAAAUAUAAAUUGAUUAUUCCAAAAUGGCUCAUUGCUGACGAUACUCGAAUCGUGAAUUUUAAUUUAACAUGUUGUAAGCAUCAAGACAAUCUGCAUAUUUUAAAUUUUUUGAGUUCACUUUUCUAGUCAGUAUUAUGAAUUUCUGUUAUUAUAUGGUUGAGAAAUUAAGAUAUUCUUAAAAUGUGUAGUAAUUGGAAAUAUUUUACGGCAGAUAGUACUUUUUCUAAAUAAACUUCUAGAUAGUAAAUUAAGGUUAAACCAUUUUUCUAAUGCCAUUGAUAGAACUUACUGGGUGAUAAACUUGAUAAAAGAAUUCAAUUAUUAUUCAUUCUCCUCUCAUAGAUUAUAAUUUAUUGAAUUGUACUGAUUGUAAUAAUUCUAUGAUGAUCGUAAUUAUUAUAAACCCUGAAUAAUCGUAUCAUUCUUGAUAAAUCACAUUCCAAGUCCUGAACUGAUAGUUGUUCUAAUUUUAUAAAAUUUUCUUCGUCUUCCCAUUUAAUUAAUAAUUUUUUUGUUUGAAGUUUGCGUGUAAAAUUAAAACUACACACUUGUCCUCUCGUACUUUAUAAUGAAUGUUUAUUUGUGUAACUUUUGUAAAUCGUGCAGCUCAUCUUAUUCGAUUAAUCAAUUAAAUUGCUUUCUCAUUCCAGACCAUAGUAGUUAUUUUAAUCACCCAUAUACAAUUAAUAAUCACUCCAAGUGUGCGUAUCAACAUGGGGAGCUGCAAGUCAUGUGUUUUUGCUCAGUUGAUUUCACAUUACAUGGUAUUUUCAGAUCAGCAUUUCAAUGUAUUUGAAGACAUUUUAUGACAUAUUUUUAAGACAUUUCAAUGUCAAUUCAGUUAAUUUCGUAAUUCGUAGUGGUUGAAGGAGUGAAUCGAAUUUGAAUCGGUCACACAACAGAAGUUAUUUGUGUGAACCUCCAGAUAAAUAACCCUGAAAAACGUUCAAUCUAUCAUUAAAUCUAGUUUGUUAUUAAGACGUAGAACUAAUCAAUCAAUUUGACUCAAGGCUCAUUAAUUUAAGGUACCAAUAUACAAUUUAGUAUUGAUAAAUAAUAUUUAAAAAACAAAUAUUUUUUUAGAUUUCAAAGAAUUGAUUAUUCAAAUUCUCUACAUACUUCGUGUAAGAAAACAUCUCUACAUUCCAUAAAAUAGGAAAUGAUUGCAUCAAUUAAGGCGUAGAAAUCGUGAUACAUAUAUUUAAAAUCAGAAAUUUUAAGAAUUUUUUCACUACUUCAAUUAUUGUUAUUGAAUUUUCUAGCCAUUAUGGAAUAAUUUGAGAAAUCGUUAGUGAGUGCCGAGUCUGAAUUCAAUGGAGAAAUUAUUUGUAACUAUUCAACUUGUUGAGGUAAUCAACUAGCGGCAUUGAAUUCUAAUCUUUUUUACUACUUUGCAUCCUCUUCUUUUACUAUGGUUUUUAGUACUACUGUAUUUAUGAUGUAAUUCUUUGUCAAUUUUAUCAUUGUUUGAUAUUGAGAGCUAUUUUCCAUUAUUGUGUGAAGGAUACUUGAAAUGUAUAUAAACUAAUAUUAAUAGUAAAAAUAUUAAUAGAAGUCUAUUAUUUCUCCGGUGUAACGCCCUAGUCGUCUCGGUUAUCCUGGCCUGUCCUCGACUAUCCUGAAUUUUAAAUAUUAUUUGUAAUAUUCCGAUUCCUAUAAAAUACUAUAAAUAUGUAGAAUUCCAUGAGAAACAUUGGUGACAGUAAUUCAAAUUCAAUUUAUUUACAACCAACAAUACAAAAAAAAAUGUAAACAAGACAAAGUCAGAAUAUUAUACAUAGUCACAGUAACAAAGAUCUGUGGAAUUUGAUUGAGUUCGAAUAAUAUUUAUGAUUUUUCAAUAAGUAUGUUCCCUCUAAUAUUCUAAAGAAUAAUGCUAUUCAAUAGACGAAAAUUUGAUCCUGCAAUUGUAUUCACUUUUUCAAUAAUUUUCUAAAUGUGAAGCAUCUCGUGUUAUCUGUUAAAAAACAAUAUUUUGAUAGUUAUAAUAUGUGAUUGAUUAAUCAAUCACAAAUGCUCAGUGGAAGCUGUGCACUUGAUGAUUUAUCACAAAUUACUUUUUGCUCCAUAGAAUGAUAAUUGAGUUUAAUUAUUCUAAAUAACUUUUCAAUUGAUAAAAUUCUACACAGCCCUGUUGAAAUUGUUUUGCACUUUCUUCAGAAUUUCAUAGCAUUUUUCAAAUUAUUCGUGGGCUCAACUUUUGCUCUCAUUGACACUUGCUUUGAAUGAUCGAAUCUCAUAAAUACUGUUCCAUAAUUCAAAUUCAAAUUGAGUUUUAUUCACAAAAUCAUAACAAAUGCAGUAGGCCUACAUGAAUAAAUAAUAAAAAACAUCUGAGUAUAAAAAACAAACAUUUUUAAUAAUCAUUCAAUUGUUAUUAAUAAGUCCUAACUCCGCCUAAUAAAGAUUUUUUUCAUUUCAUUUUAAUUACUAAUUAUAAAAAUAUUCAGUCUGAGUGAAUGUCUUCCAAUAAUUUACUUCAUUUCAGGCGGAUUAAUAUAGUUUAUUAUUCUAGAUUUUAUUAGAAAUCGGUAGUUAUACUUACCUAUCCCUAUCUUAAAUUGUUUUAAUACAAAUUUGAGAGAAAAAAAGUCAUGGGUUUGUCUCUCUCAAUUAUUUCAACAAUAAAUUGUUUUUCAAAUGUAUUAUGAAUAAAUGAAAAUAAAAGAUGAUCAACCCUUUAACCCUUAAAGUUUCAAGCUUUGGAGAAAUAAAUGAUUAUCCUGUAAAUCAUCCAAUAAAAAUAUAAGUCCAAUAGUCUGCCUUCCAUAAACCUGUGUUUCAGCUUAUGAAUUUGUACAAAUAAACAAAAUUAGGGAGUCCGAUCUCACUAGUCGUCAAGUCUGCAGAACCGGUUGAAAUCAAUCUGAAACAUGUAUUAAAUUUAAAGAAUGUAGCCUUGCAUUAUAAAAUUUGAUAAUUUAAUGUGAUAAGUUACAAUGGGCCAUUGAAUUCAGUAUUUUAAUAGGGCUACAUGAAUUGUUUAAUUAUUAUACAAAUUACUAGUACCCUCUCAAUAAUGUUUUACAAUAUAAAAUAAAACACUUGGCAUAAGUGCUCGAAACUAGUUCUGUUUAUUUAAACAAGUAUAAAGAGGAUACUAGAAAUUUCUAUAAUUAAAAAAAGUUAAUUUGUCAUGUUGCAUUGCAUAUUAUUAAUUUUAUGUAAAUUAUUCAAUGUUGGGCAGCUUUUGCUACAACUAUCAAAUUUAUCAUCAUUGAAUGAGUUUAUUCAUUUAUUCAUUUUAUUCAAGUUAGCAGAUUAGCAUAUCCAAACAGCUUAUUCUCACCUACCAAUCAGCUCCGCUACAUAAUAUCACUUGGCAAACUUCUGCGUUAUUGGUAUUACAAGCAUAUGAGCAUUACUUAUCAGCCUACCCUCGUAAAUUAUCAAUUUAAAGCGUUCGUUUCAUUAGUUUUUUAACUCUACCUCAGUUUCUACUUGUCUUUUUUUGUGAUUAACUUCUUUCAAUACAAGGGGCAUAUAGAAAGUAAGAUUGCAGUUUUUUCUUAUGUUAGUUAUUUUUUAUUGUAAUAAAAAAGUACACCUUUUGAAAGCUUGUGCUUUUAAUUAUUUUUCCACUACAAAACCAGAUUUUUCUACGCAUUUCCUUGACACGUUUAUUGCUUCUGAAAAACUACGCCGACAUGAAUUUUACAUGGCACCUACCGCGGAUACACCUUUUGAUAGCUAAGUUUCUUGGACAAAAUGUUUCCGAUGAUUUUUCACAAACCUUAGGAUCCUGUUCAGCAAUUCUCGAAGCAUAACUCUUCGAUCUUUGUCUAGAAAACACUUGGUGCCGGUUGCGCAAAAGCCGGUUACAUUUUAAUUGUGAUUAAUUCCACGAGAACCAACCAGAGAAGCCGUCUUAUCAAAAAGGCCUUCUCUGAUUGGUUCUUGUAAAAUUAACCACGGUUAAAAUUCAACCGGCUUUUGUGCAGCCGGGCCUCAAUCUUUAUUACCUUCCUAUGACCAGGAUCCUGGAUUGGCAGUGUCACAUCAGGGUAGUGUCAUUUCAAGUCCUCCAAUGAGCUUCCCAUGAAUCCACAAGUUUGUUAAACACCCAUAGUCAAGAUGUGUGUGUGUGAGUGUUUUGUCCUGAAGGAUCCUGAGAUUAGUGAAAAACCAUCGUCAACAUUGUAUCCUAAAAAAUUGAUUAUAACAUGGUAUGUUCGCGAGGGUCCCAUAUAAAGUUCAUUGGUGACAUGAUGGAGUUCUUUACAGCAGGUAUUCAGAAGUGGAUAACUAGUCAGAAAUUUCUGGACUGUAGAAAAAACUCAGUUGAAAGUGCAAGCUUUCUGAUGGUAUAUUUAUUUAAUACUAGCUUACCCGGCGAACUUCGUACCGCCAAAAAGGCAAUGUAUCUCUUUAUUUGGUGAAUCAAUGUAUCUCUUUAUGACUUUAUUUGGUGAAUCAUGAAAUUUAUCUGACAAUCAAUAUUUUCAUUUACAUCUCAAUACGGACUUCCUCUGUGCUUUUAAUACCGUUUUAAUACCAGUAAACAAUUUUAUCACAGAGUGACGUGUUUAUUACAGCUGGUAAGUUUAGAUGCUAAAUCAUAUUAUCAGAACAUGAUCUUGAAUCAUGAUAAUCUUCCCGUUCUACGUUAGCCGCUCGGCCGACAAUUUCGAAAACAUAGGUCUGUAAAAUGGAUGAAUAUAUAAUUAUUUUUAGCCCCCCUAUUAAAAUUUCUGGCCAGAAACCAUCCCCAAUAUUCACACAAUAUAUUCCCAAAGUUUCAUGCCGUUCUAUCUGUCAAGUAGCUUUCGAGUACAUAGGGAACAAACAAACAGACAUUCAUUUAUAAAUAGAUUUCUUUAUUUCAAUAAAAUAAAACACACAUGGAAAAAUAUGACAACCUUACUUUUUACAUGCCUCUCGUAUCACCAAUGUUUGUAAGGUUCCAUAUCGUUGAUACUUUUAUGGUGGGAAUUACUAAUUCGUUAUAAAAGCUAUUUAUUUUGUAUAUAAAUGGUUGUCAAGUCCAAUAAAUAUUUUUCUUCGAUUGACUACAAUCGUGUUCCACCUUUUCUCCUUUGUUUGAGGGAAGCUAAUAUUUAUUAUUCAUUCAUUCAUUUAUUAAACCACCAUAUUUGACCAUGAAAACACUAAUGCAUUACGACUUAACUUGAAUAUUUUUUCAUCUGUAAUAUUCUAAGUAAACCAAAGAUAGCUCAUUUUUCCUAUAAUGCUUCUAAGCCAUAAAGGUUUUUUGAACACUUCCAUUACUGUAAAUUUUAAUGAUUUCUAUAGCAUUGUGCUAUUUGCAGUCCAAAUCUGAUGUGGAUCAGAUCCAAAAUCUGUUUUGGAGACCUUUGUUUUCAAGAAUCUAUUCUGUUAUAGUGCCCAUAACGUUGCAUCAUUCUUAAAUCGAAAUAUCAAAAGCCAUGAUAGGUUCAUUUUUUUCAAAAUUCUUCUGUUGAAUUCAUCAAAUCAAAUGCAUUAAUCUUCAUACUGUUGACUAGUUAUUUGAAUAAGUGAAUUUGAGGACUUCCGUCGUCUAGUAUUUUUUCUUCCUCUGUAUCUUGAUGUCUCUAUUUCUUAACAUAACAGGGGAAUAUCUGUUUACUAUUUUGCCUCUCGUUAUUUAUAUUAUGUAAAUAUAUAUAUCUAAAACCUUUAUAUUCCAAUGACAUAGGUCACUAGUAAUAGACUAGGUUUUUUUUAAAUAAGAUUCGAUCAAGUAUCUUAAGUAAAUUUCAUUAUUUAUGAACUUAAUUGUAAUUUUCAAUACUAGCUAUUAGCUAGUAUUAUAUAGUGCUAGUGCUCGUUAUAAUUUCUAUUUGUUGAGAGAAUAUAAUUAGAUAAUAAUCUCGAUAAAUACAAUUUAAAUAAUGUUUUCUCAAUUGAAUCCUCCUAUUGGUCGUUUUCUCUCAAUGUCCCUUAUUUAGAAUUGAUUGUCUAUAGAAUAUUGCAAUAGUUUAGAAUCUUGCGAUUUUUACUGUACGGGUAAAUUAUACUCUGUUCUAUUUACCUUCUUGAUGUAUUCGAAAUGUAUUUUAUGAAAUUCCAUUUAUUUACCUAACAAUACAGGAUGGAUAUACUCGAAUUGAAACCCAUUUCAAUUUUCCACGAUUCAUUCGGUAAACUAUAAAUGGGAACAGAUUUGGUGGUAUAUUCAAUUACAACAAUCAAAUUAUCAAUGAUAAAUAACCAUCAAUGGCUUUUACCAUUAUUAUUGGUUAAUAAUAAUGGAAAUUUUAUGUCAAGUACAUUAAUCGAUAUAAGUGCAGUAAUCUCUAAAUAACUUGAUAUUUUAUCGAUGUGUUAGUCUCUUAUUUUUAUAAUUAUUGCGUUUAAUAACAAAUAGGCUUCAAAUGGUUCUUAAAUAGCAACGUGAAUUGAUGGAGCUAACCAGAACUGGUUGGGAGCUAACAGGGUACUUUGAAUAGAAAUAAAUGUACUUACUAUAACUUUAUAUUAGUUGAUAAUACUGAUUAAGACAUAGUGAAUGUCGUUUAGGCAUAUCAGUCUUUUAUAACUAGCUCUAGCUCUUCCAACCUACGCUGGUUCAACUCCCUUAUAAUACGAUAGAUAUACAUAAAUAUUCAUUCCACUUUUAUAAUAUUUUCGUAUAUUAUACUGUACGGUGUUUCUGUUAUCACUAAUAUAAUGCGAUUUAUGAAGUUUCUAAAUUUAUAAAUAUCAGUAGUGUCAAACUUGAGUAACUCGUGUGUAUUUUAUUUGAGAUUAAUUUAUUCUACGGUCUGAUUGAUUAUUGAUAGUUACAGUGUUUACUUGUUGCUUAUCUCUCUAAUUGUAAGUUAAUUCUAUUUAUACAAAUUAAGAGUUCAGUAUUAACGAGAAGAUCGUUUCAUUGAUUCUUCUAAAUGCUUUUGGCUUUUAAUGAUAGGAUUAGUAAAUGUAAUUGUUAUACUGUUGCUACUCACAUAGCCUGUUUUAAAAAUGGCGUUUGCAUACUUUUACAUACAUUUUUAUGAACUCGUUAGAUAGUAUGAAUGUGAAUCAUUAUCUUGAAUGCUCUUAACUUGUUAUAUUCUUGUAUACGAGGUAUAUUUAACUAUAACCAUUUCUGGAAAAUCUUAUAAAAUAUUUAAUCAAUUGCUUUAUUCUAUGUUGAUGUUUUAAGUGUUGAAGCUUUUUACUGUUACAAUUUCCAUACCAAAUCAUCUUUGAGGCAUACAGUACAGUUUGCCGGAAAUGAUUUGAAAAUUCUUGAUUUUAUCUUAAGAUUCAUCGUGUAUUACAUUUCCUAAUUCUUUAUCUCUAAUUUAAUUCAACAAUUUAUAAAUGAUUUUUUCCGAUGAUGAAUAAAUAUUUUUUUACAGAA